AUGGCGAACACAACAUUCGGUUGUGACGCCAAUUUCGGUAACGGUGACGCAGACAUGUGGUUUUCCCAGUCAUCCACCAACGAACAACGUGAAUUGCCCGAACAAAAUGCAUAUCAACCAGCACAACAGCAGAUAUAUCCAAAUCCCAAUUACAAUCAAAGGGCCAAUCAGGAUGUUUCAGCCUCAAACAGCCUCUUGGAAACGCUGUUACGCCAAGGAAGAGAGGCAAACGGCCAAAAUAACGUCAAUUCUGACGAGACAAUGGAAACAGACGUUAGAGGACAGAAUGUGUCCAAUAUUCCCAGUCAGUCUGUUCCGUACGCACCACCAUCUUCGAAUAACAGAAUGUCUCCUAUGAUUGUUUUUGUACCGAACACUCAAGAACAAGUUCCACAGCGAGAAAUUCAAAAUGGAUUCUUUCAGAACUACCAAGGUUAUCAUACACAACAACAUUCUAACAACGUAGCCUCCCCUAUGAUGGUAGGCGUGCAACACAAUCACGCAGCUUACGCGAAUGCUCGAGCUAAUGGAGAGCGCAGCCCUAUCGAAAAUAUGAGAUUGGCGGACGAGCAUGAGCGCCGCAACGUGCAAUAUGCCUGGAUGAAAUCAUAUUCUAACGGUGAGAGAAACAACGUUGGUCACAAGCGGACCCGGCAAACGUAUACUCGUUCUCAAACACUGGAAUUGGAGAAAGAGUUCCACUAUAACCGCUACCUCACUCGAAAACGUCGCGUCGAGAUAGCUCGGAUUCUCUCUUUAAGCGAGCGCCAGAUCAAGAUAUGGUUCCAAAAUCGGCGAAUGAAGGCAAAGAAGAAUGGGAAACCCGCUUACUCCGCGUUAGAGGCAAACUCAGAAGGCAGCAGUCCACGGAGUCAAAACGUCUCACCCGACAGUGGGUUGUUGGCCAUAGCAGCAGCAGUCUCCCCAUCAGGCGUACCAAUGAUGCAUUCAGAACAAACUGCGAUGUCCGUUGAGCCACUUAGCGUCGGGCAAGAUAUACUCCACGAUGCGUAUUUCCAAUAUCGUCAUCGGCAACAGCAACAUCAUGGACGAUACAGAAACAACGAGUACUUUCAGGGAUAA
This is a messenger RNA of Bombus terrestris (buff-tailed bumblebee), 1083 nucleotides long. RefSeq names its product homeobox protein Hox-C6. Gene Ontology annotation, molecular function: DNA-binding transcription factor activity, RNA polymerase II-specific; RNA polymerase II cis-regulatory region sequence-specific DNA binding. The record is from RefSeq and is a predicted model, not a curated record. The transcript has 2 exons. The coding region runs from base 1 to 1083 and encodes 360 amino acids. Lineage: Eukaryota; Metazoa; Arthropoda; Insecta; Hymenoptera; Apidae. Gene Ontology annotation, biological process: anterior/posterior pattern specification; negative regulation of transcription by RNA polymerase II. Gene Ontology annotation, cellular component: nucleus.